AUGAUUUGGAGGGGAUUGGAACACCUGAAUCACAUGAUUGGGAGGGGAUUGGAACACCUGAAUCACAUGAUAUGGAGGGGAUUGGAACACCUGAAUCACAUGAUAUGGAGGGGAUUGGAACAAAUGAAUCACAUGAUUUGGAGGGGAUUGGAACACCUGAAUCACAUGAUUUGGAGGGGAUUGGAACACCUGAAUCACAUGAUAUGGAGGGGAUUGGAACACCUGAAUCACAUGAUAUUGAGGGGAUUGGAACACCUGAAUCACAUGAUAUGGAGUGGAUUGGAACACCUGAAUCACAUGAUUUGGAGGGGAUUGGAACACCUGAAUCACAUGAUUGGGAGGGGAUUGGAACACCUGAAUCACAUGAUAUGAAGGGGAUUGGAACACCUGAAUCACAUGAUAUGGAGGGGAUUGGAACACCUGAAUCACAUGAUUGGGAGGGGAUUUGAACACCUGCAUCACAUGAUUGGGAGAGGAUUGGAACACCUGAAUCACAUGAUUGGGAGGGGAUUGGAACACCCGAAUCACAUGAUUGGGAGAGGA
Staurois parvus is the source of this 543-nucleotide messenger RNA. The record is from the annotation of a GenBank genome assembly. Lineage: Eukaryota; Metazoa; Chordata; Amphibia; Anura; Ranidae.